Messenger RNA from Echinostoma caproni, 264 nucleotides. The record is from the annotation of a GenBank genome assembly. Lineage: Eukaryota; Metazoa; Platyhelminthes; Trematoda; Plagiorchiida; Echinostomatidae.
AUGUCGGGAACUAUUGCCCGCUGUUGUUGCGGUCUCAGUCUGAACGAGCACGCCCCAGAUGUCAAACUGGAGGCAUUGGCUCGUCUAGGAGCCUCGGGAUUUCGUGCACUGGUUGCAGGCGGUCCGAGUAUGACCACGCAUCGUAUUCCGACUGCAACAGAGCGCUGGCAGGUCAAAACACAUACACGUGAGGUGCCAACCAACGCGUAUGGGACAGUGGAGUUUCAAGGUGGCCCACAUCCAACCAGAGCACGAGUGAGUUGA